Messenger RNA from Schistosoma mattheei, 1299 nucleotides. Lineage: Eukaryota; Metazoa; Platyhelminthes; Trematoda; Strigeidida; Schistosomatidae. The record is from the annotation of a GenBank genome assembly.
AUGUUGGUUCUUUUCGAGACAGCUGCAGGUUAUGCAGUAUUUAAGGUCCAUGAUGAAAAGGGUGUUCGUCAAAUCGACGAUUUGGCUAAGGCAUUCGAAGAUACAGCCACAAUGAAUCAGCUAAUUCAGCUUGAGCGCUUUGUCCAGUUCAAGGAUACGAAGGAUGCAUUAGUAGCUGCUUCGGACAUAAUGGAAGGAAAAUUGUCUAAGAAAUUGAAAAAGCUUUUGAAAAAGUUGUACGUCAAGGAGCUAAGAGACGAUGUGCUUGCAGUUGCCGAUAAAAAGUUGUCAGUGGAUAUUAAUACAAAAAUGAGUAUACCAACAGUUAGUGAUUCUCUAGUGCAAAACCUUAUGCGAGGAAUCCGGACACAUAUCGAUAACCUCCUUCCUGUUGUUGAAGAUAGUCACAUGAUGAGGAUGCGUUUGGGUUUGGCUCACAGUCUUGAUAGAUAUAAACUGAAAUGUAACCCAGACAAAAUUGAUACCAUGAUAGUUCAGGCAGUCGGCCUCAUGGAUGAGCUAGAUAAAGAAAUAAACAACUAUAUAAUGCGUGCUAAAGAAAUGUACGGGUGGCAUUUUCCUGAAUUGUCGAAGAUAGUUUUGGAUAAUGUAACAUACGUCAAAGUAGUCAAACGAAUCGGUCAUAGGACAAAUUCAAGUGUUGACUUAUCAGACCUCGUACCGGAUGAACUAGCUAGUCAAAUAAGAGAAGCUUCUAUCGUCUCCCUAGGAACAGAAGUAAUCGAUGAAGACAUUAAUAUGAUCAACGAACUGUGCGAUCAGGUACUUGAAGCUUCUGCCUCCCGUAUUCAGCUCCACGAUUAUCUUAUCAAGCGGAUGGUGGCAGUAGCUCCAAAUUUGACAGCUCUCGUCGGGGAACUUUUGGGUGCAAGGCUCAUAGCUCGGGCAGGAACACUCGUUAACCUAGCUAAACAUCCUGCUUCAACAGUACAGAUACUGGGCGCUGAGAAGGCAUUAUUCCGAGCAUUAAAAACACGACAUAACACUCCAAAAUACGGUCUAUUGUAUCAUGCCACAUUAGUAACACAAUCAGACAAUCAAUUCAAGGGUAAAAUGUCACGAAUGUUAGCUGCAAAAGCAUCAUUAUCAGCGCGUCUUGACGCUCUUGGUGAAGAGGGUGUUGACACAGAAAUGGGGAUACGAGCAAGAGCAUACUUGGAAAAGAGACUUCGACAGUUAGAAGCUGGAACUUUUAACCCGAGAUUAUCGGCGAUUAAGCGGGGAUUAAAGUCAGAGGACGGUCAACCGAAAUCGAAGAAGAUGAAGGUGGAUGAGUGA